AAGUUAUUGUAAAGGCACAAUAUCCAGUUAAGUAGUUCAGUGGACAACAAGGACUGCACAGAGCAAUAAAAAGAGAAUAAUUUUCCAGUUGAAAGCAAUAAAGACUAACCUUUUUGCAAAUCCUUUGUAAUUUUGCCAUCAAAUAGAAGAUGGCAGCAUUGUCUAUGACCUGGUCUUGCUCUCCCUUAACCUCCUCAAAAUUUCGGCGAGUUAACCGAUACUCAGGGAUGACAUUUGCAAGUGUGAAAUCUACUGAAGGGUUGGGAAAUUUACCCAAGGUCGUUUUGACUUCUCCUCAUGGAAGUGAGGCUGAGCUAUAUCUAUUUGGAGCUUGUGUCACAUCUUGGAAAGUAGACAGUAAAGAUCUACUUUUUGUUCGACCAGAUGCUGUAUUCAAUGGUCAGAAACCAAUCAGUGGAGGAAUACCACAUUGUUUCCCACAAUUUGGACCUGGCCCAAUUCAGCAGCACGGAUUUGGAAGGAACGUGAAUUGGUCCCUUGUUAGUUCUGAAAAUGUGGAGGAGAAACCUGUUGUUACUGUGGAGCUAAGGGAUGGCCCUUACAGCCGUGCAAUGUGGGACUAUAGUUUCCAUGCUCUUUACAAGAUCACCCUUGAUAAGAAGACCCUCUCAACGGAACUCAUAGUUAAAAAUACUGACAACAAACCAUUUUCAUUCACUACUGCACUGCAUACUUACUUCAGCGCUUCUGUAACAGGUGCAUCAGUUAGUGGCUUAAAAGGUUGCAAAACUCUAAACAAGGUUCCUGAUCCCACAAACCCUGUUGAGGGAAAGGAGGAAAGGGAUGUGGUGACAUUUCCUGGAUUUGUAGACUGUGUUUAUCUUGAUGCACCUAGCGAGUUACAACUAGAUAAUGGUUUGGGUGAUAAGAUAUCUAUCAAAAACACCAAUUGGUCUGAUGCUGUUCUAUGGAACCCUCAUUUGACCAUGGAACAAAGCUAUAAAGAUUUUGUUUGUGUUGAAAAUGCCAAGAUUGGAACAGUUCAGCUUGAACCAGAGCAAUCUUGGACGGCUGUACAACAUCUAACUGUUGCUUAAAGAUACCUCCCGGAAGAGAAAUCAACUUUUUGGAGAAACUCUCCCCUGCUUUUCAAUUUAAAAGACUCACUUGAGAAAAUGAUUGAAAAUGGCAAUACAAAAUAAAGAAUAAUGUUGUAUCUCACAUGACCUGCAUUUCAUAGCAGUU
This is a messenger RNA of Solanum verrucosum, 1206 nucleotides long. Its product is annotated as putative glucose-6-phosphate 1-epimerase. The transcript is spliced from 10 exons. The coding region runs from base 150 to 1058 and encodes 302 amino acids. Gene Ontology annotation, molecular function: carbohydrate binding; isomerase activity. NCBI's taxonomy places the organism in Eukaryota, Viridiplantae, Streptophyta, Magnoliopsida, Solanales, Solanaceae. Gene Ontology annotation, biological process: carbohydrate metabolic process. The record is from RefSeq and is a predicted model, not a curated record.